This is a messenger RNA of Yamadazyma jaroonii, 1533 nucleotides long. The record is from the annotation of a GenBank genome assembly. Lineage: Eukaryota; Fungi; Ascomycota; Pichiomycetes; Serinales; Debaryomycetaceae.
AUGUCAUACGUUUUAGCUGAAACUGCUGCUGGGUAUGCUUUAUUAAAAGCCAGUGAUAAGAAGAUCUAUAAAAGUGAUAGUUUAAUUGAAGAUUUAAACAGUGCUGAAAAAGUAUCAAAACAAUUCAAAAUUGAAAGUUUUGAAAAAUUUCAAAGUGCUGCUAAUGCUUUAGAAGAAGCUAAUGCUAUUAUUGAAGGUAAAGUAUCAGAUAACUUAAAGAAAUUAUUGAGUGAAGUUAAAACUGAUAAAAAAGUUAACUUGAUUGUUUCUGAAACUAAAUUAGCUAAUGCUAUUAAUAAAUUAGGAUUAGAAUUUAAAGUUAUAUCUGAUGCUGCUUCAAUGGAUUUACAUAGAGCUAUAAAAGAAUAUUUACCUGAAUUAUUACCAGGAUUAAAUGAUAACACUUUAAAUCAAAUGUCAUUAGGUUUAGCUCAUUCAAUUGGUAGACAUAAAUUAAAAUUUUCUGCUGAUAAAGUUGAUACUAUGAUUGUUCAAGCUAUUGCAUUAUUAGAUGAUUUAGAUAAAGAAUUAAACACUUAUGCCAUGAGAUGUAAAGAAUGGUAUGGAUGGCAUUUCCCUGAAUUAGCUAAAAUGAUCACUGAUUCUGUUGCUUAUGCUAGAAUUAUUUUAACUAUGGGAGUUAGAUCAAAUGCUCAAGAUACUGAUUUAUCUGAAAUUUUACCUGAAGAAAUUGAAGAACAAGUUAAAUCAGCUGCUGAAGUUUCAAUGGGUACUGAAAUUACUGAAUUAGAUUUAAUUAAUAUUAGAGCUUUAGCCGAACAAAUUGUUGAAUUUUCUGCUUAUAGAGAACAAUUAUCAAAUUAUUUAUCAUCAAGAAUGAAAGCUAUUGCUCCAAAUUUGACUGUUUUAGUUGGUGAAUUAGUUGGUGCUAGAUUAAUUGCUCAUGCUGGUUCAUUAACUUCAUUAGCUAAAGCUCCUGCUUCAACUUUACAAAUUUUAGGUGCUGAAAAAGCUUUAUUUAGAGCUUUAAAAACUAAACAUGAUACACCAAAAUAUGGUUUAUUAUAUCAUGCUUCAUUAGUUGGUCAAGCUACUGGUAAAAAUAAAGGUAAAAUUGCCAGAGUUUUAGCUGCUAAAGCUUCAGUUGCUUUAAGAUAUGAUGCUCUUUCUGAUGAUAGAGAUGAUUCUGGUGAUUUUGGUUUAGAAGUUAGAGGUAAAGUUGAAUCAAGAUUAAGUGCUUUAGAAGGUAGAGAUUUAAGAACUUCUUCUAAAAUAGUAAAAGAACAACCAAAGGUUGAAAUUUCUGAAGCUAGAGCUUAUAAUGUUGAUGCUGAUGCUCCAACUACUUCUAAAGCUGAAGAUUCCGAUGAUGAAGAUUCCGAUGAAGAAGAAGAAGAAGAAAAGAAAGAAAAGAAGAAAGAAAAGAAGGAAAAGAAAGAAAAGAAAGAUAAAAAGAGAAAGAGAGAUGAUGAUGAAGAAAAAUCCUCCAAGAAAUCAAAGAAAGAUAAGAAAGAUAAGAAAGAUAAAAAGGAUAAAAAAAAGGAAAAAAAGGAAAAGAAGAAGAAAGAUUAG